Molecule: messenger RNA, 1083 nt
Organism: Kazachstania africana CBS 2517
Lineage: Eukaryota; Fungi; Ascomycota; Saccharomycetes; Saccharomycetales; Saccharomycetaceae
Gene: TGL2
Product: triglyceride lipase
Exons: 1
Coding region: 1-1083 (360 amino acids)
Molecular function (GO): triacylglycerol lipase activity
Source: RefSeq, a predicted model, not a curated record
AUGGUUCGACCAUCUUUUACACAACUUGCAGAUACGUAUAAGGACAUUUCGGUGAGGUCGUUUGUUGCGAGGUAUAACCAAUUUCUACAAAAUGACCGUAGUCCCCAUAAGCACGACAUAGAAGCUCCCAAUUCAAUCCGUAGCAUACUCCCAAACCCAAAUUAUAUUCCACCCAAAAAUCCGAUUGUCCUAUGUCAUGGCCUUUCUGGCUUCGACCAAUUGAUCCUCUUACCCUCAGUUCAAACAAUUACAAAGCUGCUAAUGAGCGGUCUGAAGACUUCUCAUGACGAUUACUUCGUCCAAGACUAUGAGGAAUCUCAAUCCAUCGUUCACAUCGAAUAUUGGAUCGGAAUCAAGGAAAUGCUGGAGAGGCAAGGAUGCACCGUAAUCACUACAAAAGUGCCACCUUUUGGUAGUAUAGAAGAGAGAGCUACUGCAUUGAGUAGUUUUUUAGAAUAUCAGACAGCAAAAUUGAGAAAGGGUAAAGAGAAAAUCAAGCUGAAUUUGAUUGCACAUUCGAUGGGGGGACUUGAUUGUAGAUAUCUUAUAUCGAAACUACCACAAAAGGAAAACUACGAAGUCAUUAGCUUGACUACUAUCUCCACGCCGCAUCAUGGAUCAGAGAUGGCUGAUUUUAUUGUGAAUCUUUUUGAAAAUAUGAAAUUGAAACUCAAGAUCAAUCAAGAUGAAACGUUACCAAUAUGUUUUUACCAAUUGACUACAAACUAUAUGAAAUAUUUCAAUCUAACUACACAGAAUGAUCCUCGAGUAAGUUAUUUCUCAUACGGUUCGUAUUUUAUACCGAAAUGGUACAAUGUAUUUUCAUUGUCUUGGAAGAUAAUUGAUGAGGCCACAAAUGGAAAAGAAAACGAUGGUAUGGUGACCGUUGAGAGUAGUAAUUGGGGUCAAUAUCAAGGUACGCUAGUUAAUGUCGAUCAUCUAGAUAUAAUCAAUUGGAAAAAUAAAAUGCAAAAGGACAUAAAUAAGCUCUUUGAGAGGAAAGCCAGCUUGAGCGAUGAGGAAAUUAAUAUUGUUCAAUUUUACCUUCAAAUAACUGAUGAACUGGCAAAGAGAGGGUUCUAG